This is a messenger RNA of Darwinula stevensoni, 696 nucleotides long. Lineage: Eukaryota; Metazoa; Arthropoda; Ostracoda; Podocopida; Darwinulidae. The record is from the annotation of a GenBank genome assembly.
AUGGUCCGUAAAGGUGCUGAUCCAAGCCAGUCUUAUGUGGCAAAGUUAUUACACAAAGGACCUGAUGCUGUGCUUAAAAAGGUUGCAGAAGAAGCAGGAGAGGUAUUAUUAGCCGCAAAAGACGGGCAAACUCAGCAGAUUAUCUAUGAGGUGGCCGAUCUUUGGUUUCAUACGUUAGUCACGUUGGCUCAAUAUAAUCUAACAUCAGACGAUAUUCUAAAAGAGUUAGCUCGCCACGAGUUGCCUGCGAAGAAAAUUUAUGAAGAUGAUGAAUUUAUUGCCUUUCAUGAUAUUCGUCCAGCAGCCCCUAUUCAUAUUUUAAUCAUUCCGCGACAACAUAUUGAAAAAUUGUCAGAUUGUACGACAGAGCAAACGCAGAUGUUAGGUCGGAUGCAGCUUUUAGCUGUUCAACUGAUGCAAGAGUUAGGGUGCACCAAUGGGUUUCGCACGGUCAUCAACUGUGGACCUGAUGGCGGACAAGAAGUUUAUCAUCUGCAUUUACAUGCGAUGGGAGGACCACGGCCAUGGGCAACCAUUCCUGCCGUGCUGAUUUUAUUAUUUGGUGGCAAACGAUUACGUAAUUUAGGCAGUGAUCUGGGUGAAUCGAUCAAAGGCUUUAAAAAGGGCAUUGCCGAUGCCAGCAGUGACGACAAAACCAAAGUUAUCGAAGCAGAAAAAGACAAAAUUCAAUCAUAA